GCUGACGGUCAGGAGCUGGACUGAGACCAGCCGGGUCACAGAUCAUCUUCCACUUCUCUCCUUUUACCCUCUCUGCCUGCAAACAGAAAAAAAAAAACUCACAGAGGCAAAAUGAAGAAACAUCCAAAGAACACCACCUGACUCGAUCCGUGGACGCCGGUUUCUGGAUAAGCUUUGGGACUUCAACUCCUCAAGCUGGAUUUGCCUUCUUUGGGCUCAUUUCUCAGUCACAUUUUAUGAUUUUAAUCAGCAUUUUUUGGGGCUUUUUUCUUUAUUUUUUAAAAAUAUCAUACGGUUCAAGAUGUCAGUGGCAGUCGGUGUGCUUGACUCACAAACAAAAAGCUUAAACGGGAGCACUUUUUUUGACCGUGGCUCUUUGAAAGAGCAGGAACUUCCACCUCCCCUCCGGAGCUAUCUUUGCUUGACCAUGUUGGCGUGCUUCUGUCCGGCGUACCCUGUCAACAUAGUGGCCCUGGCUUUCUCUGUCCUGUCUAGGAAAAGUUACUACCAAGGUGACUAUGACGGUUCCAGGACGCUGGGCAGGAGCGCCUUAUACGUCUCCAUAGCGUCCAUCCUCAUCGGCCUUCUCGUCAUCGCCGUCACCUGCAUCGUUCAUUUCACCACGAUGGAUUAUUAGCAGUGAGAAGGGAGAAUAAAUAUGAGACAAAGCAACAGAAACUGCUGGAUGAUGGUAUCUGGACCGGCUCAUGUUACUCCCCCCCUUGACGGGAAAUGACUCAUUUUUACUGCUUCCUCUAACUCAUUUCCCCCCCCCAUCUUUCCUCUUUUCAUUUGAACAAUCAAUAUAAAUGUGAUAAAUUUCUACGCUUGAUAUCCCACUUGAUUUCUCCUCAAAUGUAGAUUUCUAGAAGCAAGGGAAAUCUAAUAAUUUUAGUUUCUACGAGGCUAAGACACAGGUGUGUCUUUUCCUACAGUAAGCACAGAUUCAGACUGAAGACAGUGCUCUAAUCUAUAGCUAGUUUCUUGAAGCCAUUCCUUGACUUUAAAAAGAUCAACAUUUAUCUGCCCCACCCAAAUAGAAUGCCCUGUUGUUUCUUAUUUUGAAGAGAGCCAGAAAGUCAUGCAUUAUUUAUUAAUAGUCCUUUUUGACACUAAAAGAAAAAUCCACUCCCAUUUGUGCCAAGGAUUAUUGUCCUGGAGACUUAGCAUAGUAAGUUUUCUGAAAACUGCAGUAUGAAAUUAUACUCCUGCACUUACGUUUGAAUUUAUUUUAAGGCUUUUUACCCACCUUUACCUGAGGUACCAAUGAUGUCUCUGUAUUUGAGUGUCAAUAUUACAAGGUAAAUAACUUUUCUUGAUAAAGUAUGAUUUUUCUAUAAAUGUGUCUUUUCAGAAAAAACUGAAAACUUACUUUCAACUUCUCCAAAUGUACCAUGCCAUUAAAAAUGUAUUUGCACUCUAA
This is a messenger RNA of Poeciliopsis prolifica (blackstripe livebearer), 1423 nucleotides long. Its product is annotated as transmembrane protein 233. Gene Ontology annotation, cellular component: membrane. The coding region runs from base 302 to 637 and encodes 111 amino acids. The transcript is spliced from 3 exons. The record is from RefSeq and is a predicted model, not a curated record. NCBI's taxonomy places the organism in Eukaryota, Metazoa, Chordata, Actinopteri, Cyprinodontiformes, Poeciliidae.